UAAUAAUAAUAUCACAAACUCAAGCUUAAAACACUCCUCUCCUAAGUACGUGAAGGUUUGUUUCUCUGUCUCGCUUCGCUGCCGGCCGGCCAUGGGAGAAGCAAUAAUCGAUCCCGGGUACAUUCAAGAGGAAGAGCACAGACCAAAGCUCGUAAUCCCUCAUGAGUACCUCAACGACGAAGAAAUCCCUGUCAUUGACCUUUCCAUAGACGAGGACAUUGUGCCCAGAAUUGGUGGCGCUGCCGAGAAAUGGGGCUUUUUCCAGGUUGUCAACCAUGGAGUUUCCAAUGAACUGAUCGCCAAGAUCGAAGAAUUGGCCUUCAAAUUCUUCAAUCUACCCGAAGAGGAGAAGAGGAAAGUGAAGCGAGACGAGAUCAACCCCGCCGGGUUCCAUGACUAUCCUCAUACUAAGAACGUCAGGGACUGGAAACAAGUCUUUAACUUCUUUCUACAAGAUGAGACUUUGUGGCCAACUUCAUACGAGGAUGGUAACAAGGAGGUCAUGGUUCUCACUAAUCAGUGGCCUGAUAACCCUCCUGAACUUAGAGAAGUGUGUCAAGAGUACGCUCGAGAAAUGAACAAACUAGCUUUCAGAUUGUUGGGACUUAUUGCAAAAAGUUUGGGCUUGCCUGAGAACAGAUUUGAUGACUUCUUUAAAGAGCAAAUGACCCUGGUUAGAUUCAAUUACUAUCCUCCAUGUCCUGUCCCUGACUUGGCUCUAGGAGUUGGUCGCCAUAAGGACUCCGUUGGCAUAACCAUUCUAGGCCAGGAUUCUGUUGGAGGACUUCAAGUUAGGAGGAAAUCGGACCAGGAGUGGAUCCCAGUCAAACCCAUUCCUAAUGCUUUCAUCAUUAACAUUGGGGAUCUUAUUCAGGUUUGGAGCAAUGGCAAGAUCGAGAGCGUGGAGCACAGGGCAGUAGUGAAUACUCAGAAGGCGAGGUUUUCACUUCCAUUCUUCUUUGCCCCAGGACAAGACCUAAUGGUGAAGCCCUUGGAAGAACUACUGAACGGAGAGCCCCCUAAAUACAAGACUUAUAACUGGGGUAAAUUUUUUGCUAAUAGAAACCAUGGCGACUUUAAGAAAAGGGAUGUGGAGAACAUCCAAAUUACUCAUUUUACCCUACAGGAUAAAUAAAUAUUGGGAGUAGUUGAGUGUGGUGUUCUAGACCGAGAGCAUAGAACUUUGCGGACUGGAGCAUCGAAGUUCUAUUCAAUAAGGCUGGUGGAUUUUCGUAAACUGUACUUUUUUUUUUUAUUGUAUGAUCAUUAUGCCCACUUAUGGAUGCAUAUGCUAAUUGGUAUAAUAAAUAUCCUAAGUGUGAUUGUAAUAAUGGUGCAUAGGGAGCUAUCUAUGCAUAUAUGUAUCAAUUUAUGCAUUAUCUAUGUUUAAUAUAUUGGUGUCUACAUAAUUGUGUGGAUGAGUUAAAUUAUGUUCUCUUGAACUUUA
Molecule: messenger RNA, 1447 nt
Organism: Humulus lupulus (European hop)
Lineage: Eukaryota; Viridiplantae; Streptophyta; Magnoliopsida; Rosales; Cannabaceae
Product: flavonol synthase/flavanone 3-hydroxylase-like
Exons: 4
Coding region: 92-1135 (347 amino acids)
Source: RefSeq, a predicted model, not a curated record